AUGGCCGCACCCCGCAUGUCGAUCAAAUUUCUGGGCACCUCGUCCAUGCCCAACUCGACAAGGAACUACUCUUCGCUCCUCUUCAAGCUGGACAACCAUACUGUCAUGGUGGACUGUGGCGAAGGCACACAGCGACAAUUCCGCUCUCGAUACAUCGGUGUGGAUGAACGGCUUGCAAAUCUCAAGACCAUCCUUGUAACACAUCUCCAUGCCGACCAUGUUCUCGGUCUCGUGCCUCUGCUCAUGUCCAUGAUGGGCCCCACAGGCGUCUCCUCUGCACCAGAAAGCUCUGCACCGCGCAUCGAAAUUUAUGGACCACCAGGUCUGCGCGCGUUAAUACGAACCACACUCUCCCUCUGUUACUCACAGCUGAGCGGCAAGUACGUCGUACACGAGUUUGUGUGGCCUUCGCAAGAUCAAAUGCCGGAAGCAUCGCCUCAUGCGCUGAGAGAUCAGCCUGGACGCACAAUACCCAACCUACCACUGCACGACGGCGAAUCGAACGCGGGACGCGAUCUGAACAUGGACCCACGCACGUUCAGCUGGCCCAACUUUCUUACGAUCAAGAGCGCAAGCCACGGGCCCAACGUGCGCAUUAGCGCUGCUCCUAUCUCGCACCGGUGUCCAACGCUUGCCUUUGUUUUCGAAGAAGAAGCAAGAGCGAUGCCGCUUGAUCCAAGCGUCGCAGAGGCCAUCAAGCGUAAUGCAACUGCUCUGCAAGAGCAAGAGGGUAUUCGACAUCCGCUUUCACUCCUAUCCAAACUCACCAAUCGACGUCAAACAGUCCUACUUCCCGAUGGUACAGUCUUACAUCCACCACAUCUGGGCAUGCCUGGACGCAAGGUGACCAUCAUGGGCGACACGAGCGAUGGUACUGGCGGUUUCUCAGAGAUGCAACUCCGAGCGGGUUACGGCUUGCCUGCGCUCGCCUAUGACUCGGACGUGCUUGUUCAUGAGAGCACCAACAUUGCACUGCCUGCACAUCUAAACAAGAACGGCAAAGCUGACUCAUUGGAAGAAGUUGCAGAAAAAGCGACUUCGCGUGGCCAUUCUGUCCCUCAAGUGGCAGGGCAAUUCGCUGCAUUGGUGAAUGCAAAGUGCUUGAUACUGAAUCACUUUUCCACAAAGUAUCCGAGCCCGCCACACUACUUGCUCGACAGCAUGGGCACCCAGGCAGAAUUGUCUCCGACGCAGAGCGAGAGGCAGCAAGCACCGCAAGGACGACAGCUCGGAGAUUCAGAGCGGAAAGCAUUGAUCAUGAAGGAAUUCGAGAUACAAGCGUAUCAAGCCUGGAAAGAAGCAGCCAGCAAAGGAUCACAGCUCGAGACAUACUCGGCAUUUGACGGCUUCCAUUUCGAAGUGCCUGCCCGACCAGAACCGAAUGCAUUGGCGCCGACAAGCGUACGUGGCCCUUUUGCUCGGCCGUGGGAGCAGGAUGAGGAAGCUGAUGUCAGCGACGAUCUUGAGGGACAGCACAACCAACAAGCCUCAGCGAGCAAUGCAGACAAGCAGAUGUGGGAUCCUUCGCCUUUCCUGCUGCCUUGGUCGCAAAAUGACGUGCCACGCUAUGCGAUGGUGUUGCUGAACUCGCCCAUUGAUACGCGCCAGAUCGGACACUUCCGACACCUGUGGAAGUCGGCAUCGCUGCGGUUGUGUGCCGACGGUGCGGCCAAUCGGAUUUUGGAUUGCUUUGGCGCGGCAGCCUUCGAAAGUCAGGAUGGGCGGCCGUCAGUUCCCUUGCCGAACGCCAUUCUAGGCGAUCUCGAUUCGAUUCGGCCAGAUACACAGCACUUCUUUACAUGCAAGGGCGUGGCUGUACAUUUGCGUCCUUCGCAGUACGCCACGGAUCUGCAAAAGACAAUCCAGGAAGUCGAGGACCAAGAGGCAGCAUCGGGAGAUGGCGACGAGCACACGCUUAUCAUCUUUGGCGGUCUUGCUGGGCGAUUGGACCAGAGUGUACAUACGCUGCACGUGCUCUGGCAACUGGCUCCCGGUACUGAGCAACUAGGAAGCGUUUUGGAUCCAGAUGGGCUCAAUGAGAGGGGCAGUCGACUGAAGAAGCGACAACGAACUUUUGCAAUUGGCGACGGCAGCGUAGCGUGGCUGCUUCCCAAGGGCAAGCACGUUCUCAAGAUGUCACGCCAAGUGAUGGGCAAGACCUGCGGCAUCCUGCCUUUGGGAGUCGGCAACAGUGGCGCCAAUGUAUCGACAAAGGGAUUGGAAUGGAACUUGGAACGAGACUCAACCACACUUGGCGGGUUCCUGUCGACGUCAAAUCAUCUUGCUGAUGAGCAGGGUGUGGUUGAGGUGGAGAACGACGAGCCAGUAUAUUGGACCGUAGAGCUCCGUCCAGAUGACGAAUGCAGUUUUUGA
Molecule: messenger RNA, 2373 nt
Organism: Mycosarcoma maydis (corn smut)
Lineage: Eukaryota; Fungi; Basidiomycota; Ustilaginomycetes; Ustilaginales
Exons: 1
Coding region: 1-2373 (790 amino acids)
Biological process (GO): thiamine diphosphate biosynthetic process; thiamine metabolic process
Cellular component (GO): nucleus
Molecular function (GO): ATP binding; 3'-tRNA processing endoribonuclease activity; thiamine diphosphokinase activity
Source: RefSeq, a predicted model, not a curated record